Messenger RNA from Plutella xylostella (diamondback moth), 2457 nucleotides. Its product is annotated as zinc finger TRAF-type-containing protein 1 homolog. The record is from RefSeq and is a predicted model, not a curated record. NCBI's taxonomy places the organism in Eukaryota, Metazoa, Arthropoda, Insecta, Lepidoptera, Plutellidae. Gene Ontology annotation, cellular component: nucleus.
GUAAAUCAGAGUUGCGCAAAACCAAAAAACAAGGCAGGGCCGCUGUACGGGCACGGGCACAUAAAAACAAAACACAACAAAUCUUUGUUUGCUACCAGCUGCUCGUGUGUACAGUUUAUUAUUUGAGUGUUUACAUUGGUCGGGCCAUGGCUGAGGUACCAGAGAGUGAGCCCAUCGCGUCGUCCAGCGUGUCGCUCGCGGGCGCGGACGCCGAGAUGAAGGAGGAGGAGGGCCCGUCGCCCGAGAAGCGCAGGAAGCUAGACCAGGGCGGGCAGGAGAAGCUGGAGCACCGGCUGGGCGGCAUCCUGUGCUGCGCCGUGUGCCUCGACCUGCCGCCGGCCGCCGUCUACCAGUGCAGCAACGGGCACCUGAUGUGUGCCCCAUGCUUCACGCACCUGCUGGCGGAUGCACGGCUGCGGGAUGAGGCCUCCACGUGCCCCAACUGCCGCGUGGAGAUCAGCAAGACCUCCGCCUCCCGGAACCUGGCCGUGGAGAAGACCGUCUCCGAGCUGCCCAGCGAGUGCAAGUACUGCGCCUGUGUGUUCCCACGCCACUCGCUGCAGCACCACGAGGAGAAGAAGUGUGAGGAGAGGCGGUACAAGUUCGGGCAGCUGGUGGUUGGCGGGCGCGGGGGCGGGGGCGGGUGGGCGGCGGGGGCGGCGCGCGUGCUGGCCGCCGUGUACCAGCUGCUACUGGCGGCGCUGGGCGGCUCGGCCGCGCGCGGGGUCAAGCGCCGGCGCCUGCGCAGGCUGACUGGGUGCCGCUACGCGUGCAUCGGCUGCCCGUGGCGCGGGCCGCACCACGAGUGCGCGGCGCACGAGGCGGCCUGCGCCAGCCCCGCCCGCAGCGCCGCCGACGUCAUCGACGCGCUCGCCGCUCGCGAGCGACUCUACCAGGAGGAGAAUAAGGUCUACAAUCAAGUGAUAGACCUGCUGUCGUAUGAGAAGAUCACGUUCAAUGACCUGCAGCUGAAGCCGUACCGCACGGAAGAGUUCGUGCACAAGCUGUACUACGAGACCUCCCGCUUCUCCGCGUUCGGCGCGCAGUGGGUGGCCAAGGCCUUCGUCAACAAGAACCAGCGCGACCCCACGCAGAGCUACGAGCGCGAGCUCAGCUACCAGCUAAUCCUCAAGAGCAAGACGUCCUGCCCCCUCCCUCUCCAGUGGCUAGCUCUGCGAGGCCCGUACGGCGAGGCGGCGGUGCGGCCGCGCGUGGCGGAGCACGCCUUCGCGGAGGACGCGCCCGACAGCGCGCCGCAGCCGCUGCCGCUCGCUGACCCCGCUGACACGAAUCGGCUGCUGUCUAAUAAGGCUAUUCACUUCAGACUCAUCAUGUUUCUGGCGUCGAAGUGAUCGCUGGAGGAACUGCACGACGACUAACGACACCCGAAUUUAAACCAAUCUUUGCACCCCCUUACAUCACCAAUAACCAAAGAUUUGAAUGCUCUCGACAUCACUCUUCAACCGUAAUUAACUUUAUUCAAUUUGCAGAAUUAUCUCUAUUGGUCGAAAAUUAAACUAGGCCGUGGCUUCAAUUCUAUUGGCCAAUCACAUUUCUUGCUACCUACAUUCAUUUCUUUCUUAUUAUCUUUAAAUCUAGGCAUGGUGACUUAGUUUUUCUCGCUUUAUACUCAACUUGCCAUAAAAUUAAUAGUGAAAUACAUGGGUGUGUCUUACCGACUGUUUCAAAAUGGCCAUAAUGUUUUUAGUGUGGUCCUAUUGUUCCCUAAUGUUAGUAACGAUGUCAAGGUGUCCUGAGGAUAAUAAUGAAAUGUACAUUUUAUUGUACAUGUAAUACUGCUAGCGGCAGUUCGAAACAUCAUAUUUUAUAUAUCAAAUAAAUGCAAUAAUUUUAGUGAUCUCAAAAUAUUCUUCGGAACGUGUUGUUGGUACUUCGAUUGACUGAAAAUUCAGAGAUUAGACAUAUUUUUGAGUACAAAAUUUAACUGAAUUUAGAUGUAAGUGGUAUCUCCAUUCGUAGGCUAGACUGGUGUUCGCUUCCCGUUCUUUAAUAUUAGCUUUAAUUAUAUCAUUGACGUAUAUUGUUAGAUAAUCGGGUCCUUGGUGUUUAUAUUAAAAUUAUAAUACUUUAAUCUAUUUGUGUAUUCAGCAAUAAUUAUUUCUACUAGCACCAAAUUAUUCAAAAUUGACUGACUGCCUUUUUGUCAAAGAUACAAAAUUUUAUUUCUACAUUAUUUACACUCGUGUCAUAUUUUAGAUUUAGGUUUAUGGUAAUAUCUUGUGUGAAAAUGUCGUGUGCGAUUUUAAAUUUAUUUACAAAUAGUUUCUAGUUAAUUUUGUGCGUGUGUUUGUAACCUGAAUUAUUAUAAUCGUGACUUAUUAAUGACUUAUAAUUUUAUUACUUUUUGCAACGUGGCGCUACUGAGCUGUGUGAGCGUUGAAGUUGAAAAUUAAUAGCAAUUUAUUUUGAAAUAAAGUGCUCAGUUUUUGAAAAAAA